Molecule: messenger RNA, 2823 nt
Organism: Aspergillus nidulans FGSC A4
Lineage: Eukaryota; Fungi; Ascomycota; Eurotiomycetes; Eurotiales; Aspergillaceae
Product: beta-mannosidase mndA
Exons: 5
Coding region: 1-2823 (940 amino acids)
Biological process (GO): carbohydrate metabolic process
Cellular component (GO): extracellular region
Molecular function (GO): beta-mannosidase activity; hydrolase activity, hydrolyzing O-glycosyl compounds
Source: RefSeq, a predicted model, not a curated record
AUGCAUUUUCAUGGCAUAGCAACGCAAGCCGUCCUAGCUUCCAAUAUAACCACUGGAUCCGGACGACAUGUCAGUCUGAGUGACGUGAAAUGGACUCUUUCUAGUUCGGCCCUCAAUAGCACAGUGCCGGCUUCUCUGCCUUCCCAAGCGCAUCUGGACUUGCUCAAUGCAGGCGUAAUUGACGAUCCCUAUUAUGGUUUGAAUGAGAUCGAUCUCCAAUGGAUUGCCCAGGCGAACUGGACAUAUACAAGUGAUCCUAUUCCUGAUCUGCUUGAAGAAUAUGAGUCUACUUGGCUGGUGUUCGAAGGCUUGGACACAUUCGCUACUGUCACCUUCUGCGGCCACAAUAUCGCCUCUACCAACAACCAGUUCCGACAGUAUGCCUUUGACGUUUCCUCAGCCCUGAAGGAGUGUACAGGAGGCCCCGUGGUCCGGAUCGAUUUUGCAAGCGCCCCUAACACUGUAGACGCAAUUGCGGCAGACCCGAAGACACCCGUAUGGCCUGUCCAACUGACUGCUCAGCUGCCCAACCGCUGGCUUAUGCGCAAGCAACAGUCCGAUUUUGGCUGGGAUUGGGGCCCUGCGUUUGCUCCUUGUGGACCAUGGAAACCGGCAUAUGUCGUCCAGCUUGAGAAAACAGCGCCUAUUCAUGUUUUGAAUACGGACCUCGAUAUUUACAGACAGGGGAAUAUCAAUCAUCUCCCGCCUGACCAGAAACAACCCUGGGUUGUCAAUGCUAGUAUUGAUUUUAUAGGUCGUCUUCCAGCGGAACCUCGACUCUUGAUCGAAAUCAAGGAGCUCGAAACUGGUGAUGUACUCGCGAGCCAAAUUUCCGACUCUGUUACCCUGAUUGGGACCUCGAUAACAGGAGUGACGACGCUCAAAGACGCAUCUCCUAAGCUAUGGUGGCCAUCAAGUCUUGGAGCUCAGAACCUCUACAACGUUACAAUAACCGUUUUCAAUAAAACGGAAGAGGUAGCACGCAUCACCAAGCGAACUGGGUUUCGGACUAUCUUUCUCAAUCAGCGCAAUAUCACAGCCACCCAGUUAUCCCAGGGCAUUGCGCCAGGCGCGAAUUGGCACUUUGAGGUCAAUGGGAAAGAGUUUUACGCGAAGGGCUCUAAUUUCAUUCCGCCUGACACAUUCUGGCCUCGAGUUACCAAGCAGAAGAUGACUCGGUUACUCGAUGCCGUGGUCGCCGGCAAUCAGAACAUGCUGCGGAUUUGGUCAUCAGGCGCGUACCUCCCAGAUUUUAUUUAUGACUUGGCCGAUGAGCGGGGAAUCUUGCUAUGGAGUGAGUUCCAAUUUAGUGACUCCAUGUACCCUGUGGAUGAAGAUUUCCUGGACAACGUUGCUCAGGAGGUAGUCUAUAACGUGCGGAGAGUGAAUCACCAUCCGUCACUUGCUUUAUGGGCCGGGGGAAACGAAAUCGAGAGUCUGAUGCUCCCACUAACUCGGGAGGCCGAUCCGGAUAACUAUCCGAAGUAUCUCGCCGAGUAUGAAAAGCUAUACAUCAGUCUCAUCCUACCGCUCGUGUAUGAGAAUACCCGCUCAAUAUCAUACUCCCCUAGCAGCACAACGGAAGGGUACCUAAGUGUCAAUCUUUCCGCCCCUGUCCCCAUGACUGAACGGUACGAGAACGAUGAACCGGGUGCAUACUACGGUGACACAGACUAUUACAACUACGACACGACCGUCUCAUUUGACUACUCGAUCUACCCGGUAGGACGCUUCGCCAACGAAUUCGGCUUUCAUAGCAUGCCUAGUCUCCAGACAUGGCAGCAAGUUGCCGACCCAGAAGACUUAUACUUCAACAGUACCACAGUCGUCAUUCACAACCGACAUUAUACAUCCGAAGGGUAUGGCCGAAUCGAAAACUCGUCUCGUGGCAUGGCGGAGAUGACGCUGGGUGUGGAACGCUACUACCCUAUCCCUGACAAUCCAGACUCGGUGGCAAACUUCAGUGCCUGGUGUCUCGCAACGCAACUUUUCCAGGCCGAUUUCUACAAGUCCCAAAUACAGUUCUACCGAAGGGGGAGCGGGAUGCCUGAGCGGCAGUUGGGGUCGCUCUAUUGGCAGCUGGAGGAUAUCUGGCAGGGACCGACGUGGGCUGGGAUUGAGUACGACGGUCGAUGGAAGGUUCUGCAUUAUGUUGCGCGAGAUGUCUAUCAGCCUAUUAUUGUUUCUCCGUUCUGGAACUACACUACGGGUGAUCUGGAGAUAUACGUUACCGCGGAUCUAUGGGAAAGUGCGGCUGGCACUGUGAAUCUAAAAUGGUUAAAUCUCUCUGGGGAGCAGAUUAUCGACAAUGCCGGCACACCCACAGAAAUUCCAUUUACUGUUGGAGCGAUAAACACAACAAAGGUCUACAGCACAAAUAUCCAUGACCUGAACCUACCAGACACAAGGGCCUCCAUCCUCACUCUUUCACUCUCCAGCCAAGCAAAUCUCCCAAAUGCUGCAGUCAAAACCUCGCUGACACACGAAAAUCACUUCACGCCAUCGUUCCCAAAAGACCUGGAACUGGUCAAUCCCGGUCUCGAGCUCUCAUACGACGCGCAUUCCGGAAUCUUCACAGUUGAAGCCAAAUCCGGUGUGUCACUUUAUACCUGGCUCGACUAUCCGGCUGGGCUGGUGGGUUACUUCACGGAGAACGCAUUCCUACUAGUCCCUGGGCAGAAGAAGAAGGUUCAGUUUGUGGUUCAGGAUGGGCCUAAGGAUCAGGACUGGGAGUGGCAGUCGGAAGUUACAGUUCGGAGUCUCUGGGAUCAGAAGAGCUCUACCUUCCUUUAUGCACUUCGAGUGGCUACGGGCAGACCAUAA